AUAUUUAAGAUCUGUAUUUCCUCAGUUGUUUGCUUCCAUCAUCAUCUCAACAACCAGUCUUUUCAUCUACUACAAAAUACCUCUUUCCCUCCCACUUCUUUUCUUUGGCUGUGGUCAGAUUUUAGGACAUUCUCUUCACAACAAUUAUAUCAUACUUUUGCUGCUAGAUCAGCUUAAAACUUUCACUUCUUCACCAAUUCGAGCCACCUUCAAGGCCAAGUAAGAUAUUCUCUCUUCAACUAUUAUCAGAGACGCAGAUUCUGUUUACUCCGCUAUUCAACACUUGUCUACUGGAAAGUCCCCUCGAUCAUUAUUGUAUCAUUUUCACCCCGUUUUCGGAUACUCUCAUCCAGCACAAUGUUUUCACCCAAAGGUCAAGAUUAUGGCUCUUUCGGUUUCGCCUUUACCAUCACUCGGGCUUUACAAGCCAUUUGCCUGAUUUGCAUCCUUAGUAUGUCUGCAAAUUUCAUCGCAGAGAUCAAUUCGGUCGACACAGCACCCCCAUCAGUUAUCAUUGCAACUCUCAGUAUUGUUGUGAUUGUGGUUGUGUUUCUUCUUAUAGGCUAUCUUCUCUAUCUUGAGCUCCAACUCAGCUUCCUCUUGGCUACUGCAUUCGAUACAGCGGCUCUUAUUGCUCUCAUUGUGGUUUCUGUGAAAGUCGGAACGCCACUUUCUUAUCUAGAAUGUCCUGCCCUUCCCAAUGUUGGAGUGACUUCGGCAUUUGUCGAAUCAGCUGUCGGAAAUUUCUCUAAAGCCAAUUACUACUUCUGGGUCGGUGCAUCGAAGACGGCAUGUUACGAAAUGAAAGCCAUCUGGGGAUUUAGCAUGGCACUUUGUGUGCUAUUUUUCUUCAGUGGCAUUAUCAACAUGUGCAUAUGGAAAAAGAACAAGUUGGCUGCGUCGAAGAGAGAUUUGGAGUAUCAGGGAUAAACUAAUAUAAAAAUAUAGAUAAAGAGUAGCGGUGGUGCGUAGAUGGGAAGAGUUGAUUCGACGUGCAGAAUGCCUAUUGAAAUUCGGAAAUAAUGGAGACUGUGAUCAUGAUAGGAAGCAGGAAAACGGGGAUAAGAGUGAGAAUGGUUGUCUCGACAUAGGUACCCAAAAUGAAGGCGGAAGAUACUGCACCAAAACUUUCGAGAUUUGGUGUUGAAUCAACAGCAAGCAUAGAGAAUUGGCAAGGGUGGAUAUGGGUUAAAGGAAAAAAGGAAAAAGGCGGGGCUCCUCUGGUGGCAUGAAGGGGGACGUAAUAAGGUGAACAAAAUUAGUUCUCAUGGUUGGGAGGUUUUCUUCUGUUAGCAUGGGAUCGAUUGGUUAAUGCUUGAUUUUUGCUUUGAGUUGCAAUAAUCGUCAAUGAGACUUAAUGGAUACACAAUUAUUUGGAUUUUUUACGUUGCCCAUCAUGUUUCC
Messenger RNA from Botrytis sinoallii, 1404 nucleotides. RefSeq lists its product as uncharacterized. The transcript is spliced from 2 exons. NCBI's taxonomy places the organism in Eukaryota, Fungi, Ascomycota, Leotiomycetes, Helotiales, Sclerotiniaceae. The record is from RefSeq and is a predicted model, not a curated record. The coding region runs from base 358 to 930 and encodes 190 amino acids.